Messenger RNA from Phycodurus eques (leafy seadragon), 441 nucleotides. It is a transcript of the gene terb2, whose product is annotated as telomere repeat binding bouquet formation protein 2. The record is from RefSeq and is a predicted model, not a curated record. Gene Ontology annotation, cellular component: nuclear inner membrane. The coding region runs from base 1 to 441 and encodes 146 amino acids. Gene Ontology annotation, biological process: meiotic attachment of telomere to nuclear envelope; homologous chromosome pairing at meiosis. Lineage: Eukaryota; Metazoa; Chordata; Actinopteri; Syngnathiformes; Syngnathidae. The transcript is spliced from 6 exons.
AUGUUUGCAAAUAAAAAAGCCUGGUUUUCAAGCAGUGUUUCACGGGCACGUCGGGAUUUUUGGCUAGUGGAGGAUGGAAUAGUUACAGGUUGGAGAACAGCAGAUUAUCUUUUCAGUGAUGAUGCUGCACACCCUGACACACUCAGGAUUUUUCAAAGUAUAGAGUACCUCUGGGACAAGAUUACUGUUUUUCACAGCUUGUUCCUGUGUGCAUGUGAAAAGCGACAGAGUGUAAAGUCAGUAAGCAUCGGACACUAUGUGCUGCCUCCAGUCGCAGUGCAGGACGCGGUGAGAAAUGUGGUUGGAAGGCUUAUUUGGGAGCAUGACCAGCCAAAUACACAGAGUUUUGCUGACCAAGCUGCCAGCGAUUCCAAAAAAGAGGAGAGUGAUUCAUUCAGUACAAGCACGUCAGAGAACGAAUUGUGUACAUGUUGCGAUUAA